This is a messenger RNA of Calypte anna (Anna's hummingbird), 932 nucleotides long. RefSeq names its product ergosterol biosynthesis 28 homolog (gene ERG28). The transcript is spliced from 4 exons. The coding region runs from base 59 to 481 and encodes 140 amino acids. Lineage: Eukaryota; Metazoa; Chordata; Aves; Apodiformes; Trochilidae. The record is from RefSeq and is a predicted model, not a curated record. Gene Ontology annotation, cellular component: membrane; endoplasmic reticulum. Gene Ontology annotation, molecular function: protein-macromolecule adaptor activity.
GGGCCCGGGCCCAGGUGGGAGAGCGCGGCCGGUAACGGGCAGCGGCCUGGCCGGCAGGAUGAGCCGGUUCCUGAACGUGCUGCGCAGCUGGCUGGUGAUGGUGUCCGUCAUCGCCGCCGGCAACACCCUGCAAAGCUUCCGCGACCACAGCUUCCUCUCGGAGAAGCUGUACACCGCCAGCCCCGGCCUCGUGAACGCGCUCCAGGCCCGGACCUUUGGCGUCUGGACCCUGCUGUCAUCAGUGAUCCGCUGUCUCUGCGCCAUCGACAUCCGCAACAGAACCCUCUAUUACAUCACACUUUUCACCUUCUUUUUGGCCCUUGUUCACUUCCUGUCCGAGGUCUUCAUUUACCACACUGCAGCCUUGACAAUUGGAGUUAUGGCACCUCUCAUGGUAGCAAGUUUCUCUAUCUUGGGGAUGUUGAUUGGGCUGCAGUACCUGGAAGUAGAAGCACUGUCACAAAACAAGAAGAAAAACUGAAGCUGAGGGCCCUGUGUAGGUCAGCAUUGUCUGUCUUCACUGUUAAAUUUCCACUUAAGCUCAGCUUAACUUCUCUAGGAUACCAGUCCCACCAGUGGAUCAGUGUUGGACUCUUGUCAAUCAUUCUUCAUUGCCAAGUGUUUUUUCUUGUCCAGGCAACGUUUCAGCUGACUGAUGUCAAAGACCAAGUCCCAGAGGAGUCUGUGUCACAGCUUGCAGGGGGGCAGUUGGUGACUCUUCUCAGAGGAUAGCAAAGUGUCUCAGGCAUGCCCAGAGCACUUAAGAGCUUCUCUCCCAGUGUACCUGUGAGGAGGAGGUGUAAUGCUACUCAGAAUCCACUGAACAUUUUGGACCAGAGAGAAAGAACAUGUGCUGCCCCUGGUGCUGCUAUGUAACGUGCAUGUGUGUGUUCUUUAGGGGCCAUUUCUAAUAAAUGACAGAAAACUGCGGA